This is a messenger RNA of Hibiscus syriacus, 600 nucleotides long. RefSeq names its product dual specificity protein phosphatase 12-like. Gene Ontology annotation, biological process: protein dephosphorylation. The coding region runs from base 1 to 600 and encodes 199 amino acids. NCBI's taxonomy places the organism in Eukaryota, Viridiplantae, Streptophyta, Magnoliopsida, Malvales, Malvaceae. The transcript is spliced from 3 exons. The record is from RefSeq and is a predicted model, not a curated record. Gene Ontology annotation, molecular function: protein tyrosine/serine/threonine phosphatase activity.
AUGUAUAAGCAUCAUGCACGUGCUGCUGCUCGUACUACUAUAGCUUACAUGGGUGAGAAAGUCGUCAACGUCGCCCGUCGAGCCGGCUCCGAGAUCGAAUCCGUCAAGAAAUCGAAUGCUGAAGUUUUCGGUUUCACAAUCCCUACCAAGGAAAUUAAAAAGGUAUACAUAGGUGGGUCUCGUGAUGCUGCAGCUCCCGCGAAUCAUUCACAUGAUGAUUCUAAGAGUUCUUUGGCACCCCAGAAGUUGUUGUACUUGUUGGAAUAUGCAGGGAAGGAUUUGAAAUUGGUGAGAAUGGCAGUGCCAAUUAGAGAUAUGGAGAGCGAGAAUUUGUUGGAUUACCUAGACCCAAGUCUUGGUUUCAUUGGUCAAAGCAGAAAAGAGGGAUCUAUUUUGGUGCAGUGCUUUGCUGGAGUGUCAAGAAGUGUGGCUAUAAUUAUGGCAUAUUUGAUGAGAACCCAACAACUAUCUCAAGAAGGUGCCCUUGAAUCUCUAAAGCUAAGUUGUGAGUUUGUGCGCCCUAAUGAUGGGUUUUUAGAGCAGUUGAAAAUGUUUGAAGAAAUGGGUACACUAGAGACCAAUGAUGUUGUUUCUUCAUAG